This is a messenger RNA of Brassica napus (rape), 1163 nucleotides long. RefSeq lists its product as uncharacterized. The coding region runs from base 147 to 908 and encodes 253 amino acids. Lineage: Eukaryota; Viridiplantae; Streptophyta; Magnoliopsida; Brassicales; Brassicaceae. The record is from RefSeq and is a predicted model, not a curated record. The transcript is spliced from 8 exons.
UUAUCCGCUAUUUUGAGUUUUGUUUGGGAGCAUCUUGUCAUAAUUUAUAAAUUUUAGGGAUCUUAGUGAAACUUUUGAGAGUUUCGUUUUGUUUAGUGUUAUCAUCACUUCGGCGGUUUGAAUUUUGCCGGAGACAGUCGGAGAGAAUGGAACGGCCACACUCGCCGGGAACGAAGUCGGUGGAUGUCGGAGAAACCUUAGAAUCACUUUUGCGGUUUACUCUGCGCUCUCAUUUGGAUGAAACAGUUCAAAGUCUCGACCUUGAGCUGCCUCGAGAUCUCUGCUUCCAUCUCCUGGAGGAGGAAGAUACAGAUUCAACUGAAGAACCUGCGAGGUACAAGAUUCUAGCAAGGUCUUUGUCUGAAUGUCUUACUUCCGAGGAGCAUAGUUUGUCCAUUGAUAAAGAUUCAAACUUUGAGAAGUAUAGCAAACUGUUUCAUGGUUUGGGACAUGACUUGGUAAAUAUGUUGAAGAAAGUAAACUUUGAGCUCCAUGUCCAGGAGCCUUAUUUCACACAACUGAAAGAUGGUCUGAAAACUACUGAAGGGAGAUGUGCAGUAGGAGACUACAUGAGGAUAAGCUCAGGAGAUUUUAUUUUGUUCAAUAAAUGCUUACUGCUUCAAGUUCAGGACGUUUGCUAUUAUACUUCAUUCUCAGAAAUGCUGAGAGUGGAGAGUCUUGCCAAAGUUCUUCCCGGAGUUGAGACUAUAGAAGAAGGUGUGGGAGUUUACCGAAACUUUUACCCUGAAGAGAAGGAACGAAUGAACGGUGUUGUCGCAAUUCGUGUUGUAAAACCAGUUGAGCAGCCGUAUGCAGCUUUGGCAGGAGCAUUGUCUGAACUCAAGUCCACUGGGAUCAAAGCUUUGUUGGAUGCCUAUACAUCACGAGUUACAUCUGAAGAUCUUUGAGAGCAGAUAAUCUACUAAGUGCCAAGUAAAAUGAGUGUUUCUAAGAUCAAGGUUUUCAAAUCUCUUUUUUUUUUUUAACUCUCAGUGUCAAAAUAAAUUUCGAUGGUAGCUCAAGGCAGAGUACUGAAACUCUUUCAGCAAGUUGUGAUAGUUAGUUUUCAUGACACUGAAUCCAAAGGGAAGGGAACAUACAAAGUGUGUGUUUGUUUUGUUGAAUUGGAUCGAUUCGAUUUGAGUGAGACAAGUUUGUGUGUU